Messenger RNA from Rotaria sordida, 306 nucleotides. Lineage: Eukaryota; Metazoa; Rotifera; Eurotatoria; Philodinida; Philodinidae. The record is from the annotation of a GenBank genome assembly.
AUGACAACUGAUAUGGAAACAGUUCAAUCAAAUACAUCAAUUGAUGAAAAAACAACGAUGACUUUGAAGAUAUUAUUUAUUCAUGAACUUAGCAAUGAAAUUGAUCUUACAUUAUUUAAAAAUAAUGCAUAUAUUCUAUUUGUUAUAUCAAAUUUUUUGACUAGUCUUGGUUUUAAUAUGCCCGAUAAUUUUGCUAAUAAUAUAGCUAUUGAUGAAAAUAUUAUUGAACAUCGUCGACAUUGGAUUAUUAUGUCAAUUGGUAUUAAUAAUUGUAUUGGUCAUGUUAUAAUUGAAUUUCUUGGUUAA